GCGUCAUCACCGAGCGCCGGGCCGCCUGGACUGCGCGAGGGCGGCGGGCGACGGGCCUGAGGAGGUGCGAUGCUCAGCCGGCUUCAGGAGCUGCGCAAGGAGGAGGAGACGCUGCUCCGGUUGAAGGCGGCGCUGCACGACCAGCUGAACCGGCUCAAGGUUGAAGAAAUGGCCCUUCAAUCAAUGAUUAGAAGAGGGGAUGAGAUGCUGCCCUCUCCACCUGCACCUGAACAGUCACAUGAUAUGUUGGUGCAUGUGGACAAUGAAGCAUCAAUCAACCAAACUGCACUGGAGUUGAGCACAAGGAGCCAUGUGCCAGAAGAGGAGGAGGAAGAGGAGGAAGAAUCAGAUUCCUGAAGGGGGAGAAGAGCUGGGGUUAGUUAUACAAAUUAAAUUUCUAAGUCUCAGGAACUUGCUCUCUUCAAAGAAUUCUUGCCAUGGGCCCUGUGGCCUGCUUUAAAAGGAAGCAAGAACUUUAGGAGGAUGUGUAGUUGUAAAAAUGGUUCCAUCAAUAACUCAGGUUUCAGAAUGCUUUAACAAAAAUUAGUGACAUGUAGAAAAGCAGAGAUGCAAUGUCUUAACAUUAAGCAGUACGGGUGGUGCUGUAUCUAUAUUGUGGUCAGAUUCAGUAAUUGUGUUCAAAACAGAAAAUUUCCUCUGAAAUGCUAUUAAGAAAGUCUGGCAUUUGCAAAAAGGGCAGAGUUUAAAUACAAGCCAGCCUUUCCAAUCAACAGUGCCUCUUUAAGAAAACCAAUUAAAGGCUGUUUGCAUGCCAUUGAACCCUUGUGGGCAGAGCAGGGCCACAGUCUAGGAGAGAAAGAUGACCAAGAGGAGGACAGAGGGCCACUUGAGAGCACAAGCUAUGGCCACCUCUCAGUGACAUCGCAACACACUGCCUACUAUAGGCUGCUUUGUGUGGCUGUUGUCAUGUUUAGGUUGAGACGUCACUAUGGUUAAAAUGUGCUUAGAAAUAAAUUAUAGAUAAAUAGCCAUCAUGCAGCUUGCUGGUUUCCAGAGAGCAGCAGAGAAAAGGAUUAGCUUCUCCUCUGGGGCAAAUAAUACAGCAGUAUUUCUGGACUUAGAGAGGAAAUGUGUCAUUAAAGAGGGAAUCACUAUGCUUGGGAGAUUGGAUUUUUAUAAUAAAGAGAUGACAGUUACAGAGUAAGAGUUAAUAAAACUUGGUAUUUGAAGUUGAGAUUCAUUUCUGCGCACUGUCCCUUUUCCACUGAAUGUAUAGUUUAGUUGCUUAAUUUUAUAAAAGUAAUUUGCGGGGCUGGCCCAGUGGUGUAGUGGUUAAGUUCGCAUGCUCUGCUUUUCAGUGGCCCAGGGUUCAUGGGUUUGGAUCCCGGGUGCAGACCUAUGCACCACUUAUGAGGCCAUGCUGUGGCAGGUGUCCCACAUAUAAAGUGGAGGGAGAUGGGCACAGCUCUUAGCUCAGGGCCAAUCUUCCUCACCAAAAAAAAAAAAAAAAAGGAAUUUGCCCUGCCUGAGCAACAGAAAAGCUAAACAAAACACAAAGAACCUGCUCAAGUAGAACUUCUUAUGUAACUGUUUAGAAACAGAAAUUUCUAAAUUCUUAGUUAUUUGGGGUGAGGGAAGUGGGAGAAAGAUGAGAAAUAGAAAAUGUGAUAGUUCCUUUUAAAAUGCCUUAUAUGGAAGCAUUUUCUGAGAGAUGUUGGUUUGUUCCAGAAGAGAACAUGGAUAUAUUUGUUAAUCGACAUUUCAUUAAAGUUAUUUUGAGCUACUCUUACAGGAAAUAGCCAGAAGUUUUCUUGGAAAACACAGUGUGAAAACAGCUUUGCAAUGAAAAGCAUCAAGGUGUACAUUUUGGGAGUCUAAUUUAAAAUACGAGCAUGGGUUUUUGAGCUAGAAAAACUGCCUGUGAAUUCUAGCUCUGGCGUGAGCUGGAGCUCUGGAUCUACCAGCUCUAGUGGCCAGCCGGUUAGUGUCGAGCCUUCUCACCUCUUUGCAGCUCUCACUUUCCCAUUUGUAAAAUGAGGGUAUUCACAUCUACUCUGGCAAUUGCACAAGUUGUUGUGAGGUGCUAAUGAGAUAUCAUUUAAAAAUCCAACCACUGUUGGUGUCUCAGUGAGAAGUUUGAGGAAGGAAUUUGGCAUGGGGAACUCAAACAGCAAGACUGAUGCCGGGAACAGCAUUCUUAACAGUGAGGUCAUUCUUGGUAAAAAUUACUAGGAAAAAAUCUUUUGACUCUGAAAAUGUAAUACCUUUGGAUGUGAAUAGAGAAUUUAAAACACCCCUCAAAAGACAGCAUGAAAGCAUUCAGAUCCAGGUUUUAGACUCCAGGUUACAUCAUUUCUUCCUUUUAAGAUGCUGUUUGCACAUUUUAAUGAGACAGUCUCAAUAGUAGUGGCAUCCUCUCCGUUAGCAAAAGAUACAGGGUGUGUGGAGGGUGUGGGUCUUAAACCUCGGUCUGAAUGUUUGUAUGUUGAAAACGUGUUAAGUUACACUGUUGACUUAGAAGAAGUGUUAGCCUCACAUCAAGAGAAAAUGAUUGACUAGCUGAGGCAGCAGUACAUACAACAUCGACCAGUUUUUAAAAUCCUGGCUGUAUCCUAAGCUCUGGUAGAUCUAGAGUGAAUUACCUGCUCAGAUAAAAACCAACUUUGGUUUUUAAUUUGAAAAUGAAAUAGGCCUUUUUAUUUUUAAAUAUACAUUUAUUUUGGUUUUCUAUAACCUGCCCUCUCAAAGAAGAAAAUGAGAGAAGAGGUGCUGACCAGGCAGCCUCACAUGUACCUAAAGUUCCAAAAGUCACUUUUAAAGAAAGGGCACCAUUGGCCAGUUGGGACAUGGCUUUGUUUUCUGUGACUUCACUGCCACCUCACAGGCAUGACAAAGCCAGCGCUAGGCACAUUCCUUCUCUCCAGGAAAGUGUAGUUAAAUGUAAUUGGUGAAAGAGGGGAAACCAUUGCUCAGUGGAGCAAAGCAGCACAGGACUGACUGUCCCGAUUAGAGGUGCCAGUGCCAACCAGGCGUCCUGUGAGCGUGUCGACCACUCCCUAUCCCCACCCCUGCCUACUUCUCUAAUCUAAUAUGAAGAGAUGGGAUCUAUUCACAGGUCCACAGGAAAGGUGCAAGAUUCACAGAUAAGGGUGUUUUGGUGAGAAGGAGUUGGACAAAGUUCAAAGAUUGGAAUUACAGGAAGCCCCAUUAGUCCAAAGCACUGAAAUUGUCCUCAGCAUGGUAUUUCCGCCUCCAGCCUCCUUCCUGUCUCUACCUUUCCCCUCACAAUAAUGCUUGGCUAAAUCAUUUGAUUUCUUAUAUACAGAAGACACUGAAAAUCCUACCACAAAAGUAGAAGUAUUCUUUCAUCCUUUUAACUUGACAGUAUAUUUAUUAGAAUAAGAGAUUAGAUUUGUUAAACAUCUGGAUUAAAAUGGUUAAAAGGAUACAAUUUUUAGGCACUAUGCACACUGUUGUUUACAAUAGCAUCAGUACUUGGAUUUGGGGAAAAAUAAAUCUCAUACUUUUAAUGCCUUGAUCCAUCUGUAACGUUCAAAGUAACGCCACCAUUUUAGAAACACUGUCCAAACUUAAAGAGACAUAUCCCACUAAAUAUCCCACACAGUAUAUUUAAAAAUAAAUAUAGAAAUACAACCAGAAGUCUACAAAUCAUCAGAGUAGACAGACUGGUGAAGCCCCAGCUAUCAUGGCAGUGAAGGGCUCUGGCUAGAUUUUGAUGGAAAUUGCUGAAUUCUACACCAAAAGCAAAAAAAUAAUAAUAAAAUAACAUGAUAUAUACUUUCUGAUGCUCAUUUUCAUAGCAGCAAAGCAUGCUUCACAUGCACUGCCUGUGAAGGAUCUUACAAGGCUCCUUCCUACUCAAAUAGAAAGAAGGUACGCCCGGCAAGAAUGAAGUACCACU
This is a messenger RNA of Diceros bicornis minor, 3883 nucleotides long. It is a transcript of the gene SNAPC5, whose product is annotated as small nuclear RNA activating complex polypeptide 5. The transcript is spliced from 3 exons. Gene Ontology annotation, biological process: transcription by RNA polymerase II; transcription initiation at RNA polymerase III promoter. The record is from RefSeq and is a predicted model, not a curated record. Gene Ontology annotation, cellular component: nucleus. The coding region runs from base 70 to 357 and encodes 95 amino acids. Lineage: Eukaryota; Metazoa; Chordata; Mammalia; Perissodactyla; Rhinocerotidae.